Molecule: messenger RNA, 1821 nt
Organism: Clonostachys rhizophaga
Lineage: Eukaryota; Fungi; Ascomycota; Sordariomycetes; Hypocreales; Bionectriaceae
Source: the annotation of a GenBank genome assembly
AUGGACGAGCCUUUGUCAGCUACCCUUCCAGGGGCUCCUGAGAAGAAGCCCAUCCUCAAGCGCAUUAUCCGUUCCGUUACCACUCGAGAUGGCUUGGUAGGCGACUAUGAUUAUGCCGCUCUGUUCCGGCCAAACCUCCCCUUCAUGGGACGCAAGGGCGUUAGCACUGCUUCGCCCUUCUUUGGUCUCAAUGAUAAUAUGCCCGUGUUCCUCGCCAUGUUGCUAGGUUUCCAGCACGCAUUGGCCAUGCUGGCAGGUGUCAUCACGCCGCCUCUGCUUCUCGCUGGAACAUCCGGAGCCAAUCUGAGCCAAGACCAGCAGCAGUACUUGGUGUCUACCGCCUUGCUGGUCUCUGGCAUCCUGUCUGCGGUACAGAUUACUCGUUUCCAUAUUUGGAAAACUCCUUACUAUAUUGGCACUGGUUUACUCUCUGUGGUUGGUGUCUCUUUCACAAUCAUCAACAUUGGUCAAGGAGCGCUGUCCCAGAUGUACGCCAAUGGUUUCUGUCCGACAGACUCGGCCACUGGAGCCAAGCUCCCUUGCCCUGAAGGAUACGGUGCCCUCCUCGGUACCUGCGCCGUCUGUGCCCUCGUCGAGAUCCUCAUGGCCUUCAUCCCGCCUCGCGUGUUGCUGCGCAUGUUCCCUCCCAUCGUCACCGGCCCCACCGUCAUGCUCAUCGGUGUCAAGCUCAUCCAGAGCGGAUUCAACAACUGGAUGGGUGGAACCGGUCCCUGCUCCAGUGCCGAUACAGCUGUCGGCAUCUUCGCCAAGUGCCCCACCAUCAACGCUCCUCAUGCUCUUCCCUGGGGUUCGCCUGAGUAUCUUGGUUUGGGAUUCUCCGUCUUCGUCACAAUCAUUCUCUGCGAACGAUUCGGCUCCCCCAUCAUGAAGUCUACUUCUGUCGUCGUUGGCCUCCUGGUUGGCUGCAUCAUUGCCGCCGCCACUGGCUACUUUGACCGUUCCAGCAUUGACCGUGCUCCCGUUGCCUCCUUCAUCUGGGUCAAGACAUUCCCUCUCAGUGUCUAUGGGCCUCUGGUCUUGCCCAUCAUUGCUGUCUAUAUCAUUCUUGCCACCGAAGCUAUUGGCGAUAUCACGGCCACCUGUGAUGUGUCGCGCCUCGAAGUCGACGGCAAGGUCUACGAAUCUCGCAUCCAGGGUGGUAUCCUCGCUGAUGGUAUCGCCGGUUGCUUGGCGGCCCUCAUGACCAUGACUCCCAUGUCUUGCUUUGCUCAAAACAACGGUGUCAUUGCCCUCACCCGCUGCGCCAACCGCAAGGCUGGUUACAUGUGCUGCUUCUUCCUCAUCAUCAUGGGCAUCUUUGCCAAGUUUGCUGCUUCCCUCGUCGCGAUUCCCUCCCCAGUCCUCGGUGGAAUGACCACGUUCCUCUUCUGCGCUGUUGCCGUCUCCGGCAUGGCCAUUAUUGCUCGACCCCGCAACCCCUUCAACCGCCGAUCUCGAUUCAUCCUCACGGCUGGUCUCGCUCUCGGAUACAGUGCGACCCUUGUCCCCAAGUACUUCAACAAGAUCUUCUCCUACAAGGGCGACAACAAGUCUCUCUCGGGUUUCCUCGAUGCUAUUUCGCUCAUCAUGUCGACUGGUUUCGCUGUCUGCGCUGUUACCUGCAUGAUUCUUAACCUCAUCCUGCCUGAGGAGACUGAUGACGAUGCCCUCAGCGUGACUAAUGUCGAGGCUGUCACCGCCACCACAACCGAUACCGUCCCUGCCCACAAGGAGGAGUCUUCUCCCCGCACCCAUAGCGAUGAGAUCAACACGGCUGGCGGAAGCUCGAGUGCCAGCAUCAAGGCUGAGAAGCAGACUUGA